Geodia barretti is the source of this 1990-nucleotide messenger RNA. NCBI's taxonomy places the organism in Eukaryota, Metazoa, Porifera, Demospongiae, Tetractinellida, Geodiidae. The record is from the annotation of a GenBank genome assembly.
AUACUGCAACUUUAGUCAAAGAAGGAUAGUUGGUCUCUGUUGUUUCCACUCCGAGACCUAAUAUUGCCCUUAUGUAUGUUAUAUAGGGGAUCAGCGGGAAAAAACUUUCCAGAAAGUUACGCAUACGUACACGCGCAGAUCGAAUAUUAUCCGCGGUGGCGUAGUAGAGACAUGGCCUCCGAGGACAGCGCAAGGGAUGAGUUUGUCGCCAGACUACAAGCGAGGAUAGCUGAUUUGGAGAAACAGCUACACAGAACUGGUCCGAUCAGAGAAAAAAUACACAAAAUGAGCAGCGAGGUUGUCGACUCUAAUCCCUACAGUCGCCUGAUGGCUCUCCAGAGAAUGGGCAUUGUGAAAGACUUUGAGAGGGUACGGGACGUGUCAGUAGCCGUGGUAGGUAUUGGUGGAGUGGGGAGUGUAGUGUCUGAGAUGCUGACCAGGUGUGGAGUUGGGAAGCUUCUGCUCUUUGACUACGACCGUGUGGAGAUGGCCAACAUGAACAGACUUUUCUUCACUCCGGACCAAGUGGGACUCAGCAAGGUGGAUGCUGCCGUGGCCACCCUAAAGUCUGCCUGUUUCUGUUACACACUCUGAUCAUGAUAAAGCGACCCUUUUCCUGCCAUGCAGGGAGAUUAACCCUGAUGUGGAGAUAGCUGCUUACAACUAUGACAUCACCACCAUUGACAGCUUUCAGCAGUUCAUGACUGCUGUGAGAUGUGGCCACUUGCGUGGCGAUAAGCCUGUGGAUCUUGUUCUAAGCUGUGUGGACAACUUUGAGGCACGAAUGGCUAUAAAUCAAGCAGCAUGUGAACUGGACCAGGUGUGGAUGGAGAGUGGAGUUAGUGAAGAUGCUGUGUCUGGACAUGUCCAGCUGCUUCAACCAGGCCACACUGCCUGUUUUGCUUGUGCUCCUCCCCUGGUGGUGGCAACUGGCAUGGACGAAAAGACACUCAAGAAAGAGGGGGUGUGUGCUGCCUCACUCCCUACCACAAUGGCUGUAGUGGCAGGAUUGCUGGUACAGAAUGCACUCAAGUACCUUCUCGGCUUUGGAAAAGUUACUCACUAUGUUGGAUACAGCGCCUUGACUGAUUUUUUCCCCACCAUGUCAAUGAAACCCAACCCCCAGUGCCAGAACUCGCACUGCAGGCUACGGCAACAACAGGCCAGGACUGAACAAAUUGUUUCUCAGCACCAAAGGAAACAAGAACCCAAUGAACACCAAACUGCUCUCCAUGAGGACAACCAAUGGGGCAUAAGUGUGGGAUAGAAGAAAGUGUGUCUAACGAAGAAUCACUGGAAGUAGGUGCUGGGCUGCAUUUGGCAUACUCCCCUACUGUGAUAACAUCGCCUUCUGUUGAUCAGGAGAGUGUGGAUAUCAGUAAAGAAACUGACAUACAAGACCUCAUGGCACAACUAAAGAACAUCUAAGGACAGAACCACAAAUCAUUAUCUUUGUGUCUUCAUUCUAAGAUGUGUCAGUCCAGUGUGUUGAGGUAGUUGAGUUGUGUGAGAACUUUUGAUUGACUCGUCUCCCGAAUCUCUCCAGCCAAAAACAUCUCAUCCACCACAGCAUACACCUUGUAGAAGUUAAACACCAGGUCUAGUUCACACACAUUGUGGAAGAACUCGUUUAGCACCUCCACAAAGUUGUGGAUGGCUUCCAGGUAGGCUAGGUUGUUGUCGUCAAGGUCGACGCAUAUGCAGAAGAAGAGGCCGGCAUAUCGUCUGUACACAAUCUUGAAGUUUCGAAACUGCAACGAAGUUCGUGUGCUUGGAGUCUCUCACGGUUACAAUCGCGUGAACUUCUUCGAUCAGCUUCUGCUUUUCAUCGUCCUCGAAGUGCAUGUACCACUUGGCCAGUCGUGUCUUUCCGGCGCGGUUUUGAAUCAGAAUGAACCUAAUCAUAGUGAGCGGCUCCAGUUAGUUCAGGAGAGAAACCGAGCAAGAAACAAGCACUGCGUGAGAGCAGAGCAGAUCGGGGGGCGGGGUC